AUGGCCGAACCCACCGACACGUCGCGAGACACCACCGCCCCCGUCCGCGAAGACCCCUCGCGCGUGAAUCCGCCUAAGUCCCCGCCGACGCAUUCGCCGCACCCGCUCCAGGCCGCCGCCGUCAUCACGUCCCUUGAAUCCCGCCUCGCAGAAUCGGAAGCCCUGCGCCGCGACUCGGAGACACGCAUCCGCAAAUUGGAGCAGAUGGUGGAACGAUUGAUGAGAGAAUCCACCGCACCUGCUGGGGCGCAGGUCGGGGAGGCUCUGCCGGUGAGACCGGUCCCCCUGGACGUCCCCCCGCACACAUUUUUGGGACGCCCGGGAGCUGCCGCUGACCCCCUUGCUCGUACCCCUGGGGGGGAAUCUCACAGCGGAAUUAGGGACGGCCCUUCCUCGGCGGUGAUUAGCUCUCGUUGGAGAGGGACAUUGCCGGACCGGGAAGGGUUAUGGACCGGAGAUCAUCCGGAAAGGUUGGUGAUUUUCACUGCGUUUGGGGAGUCGUAUCUUUCUCUCUUGUGCGACAUCUCCACCUCCGACCUUUUCGACACGAGCCGAGUGAUCCAGCUUGUGGCGACGCUAUUUUUUCGUACGACAACCCGACAGCGCCGCCAAUCCCCGCUCGAUUGGGCCGUCGAGGCGAUGAGGGACGCGCUUGGAGAAGGGCGCCCUCAUUGUUGGACGUCGCUCAUGAAGGCAGUGGGACGUCGUUGGCCCGACCCCGGGUUCGCCGAUAGAGUGGCUCAAGACUUCCACGGAUGUCGCCAGUCGUCGUCUCGGGCUUACGACCAUGUCGGGGAGUGGCGGGCGCGGUACCGUGCCUUCGUGCACGACAACGAUAGUUUCACCCUGUCGCCGCUUCAGCUCGCCACGACCUUCUACCAAUCGCUCAGUGACUCCUCCAAGCGGGAAGUGCGGGCGGGAAUGUUACGUGAAUACCACGACAACUCGCUGGUGACAAUUGGGCGAUUCGGACUGAAGGUCCCGUCCAUCGACGAGAUUACCGAGUGGGCCGCUAUCGCCGACGACAUUUCUCCUCCGCCUUCGGUUCCGACCCCACCAAGCCGCACCGCGACCUAUGGCGCGAUCGUCAAAGCUCCCCGAGUGAGCCCACCUGCGACCAACACGCCCACCGUCGACGAGAGGUUCCAGAUCCGACGAGCUCGAUGGGUCGACCGCGCUACUAAGUGGCAGCAAUCGCACUUGUGGAAGGACCGCUCCACCUGGUUUUCCCCGGCGCCCAGCGGGGUACCCACCAGCAUGGCUUGCUUCAACUGCGGACGAGGCGGUCAUUUCUCGCAGCACUGCACCGCGGAGCGUCAAUCCCCGGUCGCCGUCCAACUCUCAGUGGUCGCUGUGGCCGACUUGGAUGACGAAGAGUGGUCCUCGGUCGCAGGUGGUGACGAGGAUCCCGAGGUGAGAGUCCCCAUUCCACUCGAGCGUGUUCAGACUCGACCUUUGAUGACAGGCAACGUCGGAGGGGAUGACGAUGACUACACGCGAGAGACGAGGGAGAGAGCGAGAGAGCGCGCGAAAGCGCGAAGGAGCGAAGGGGGUGUCGACCGAGGCGGCGGCAGUCGACCGAGAGGCAACCGCGGAGGAUACGCGGCUGCAAGGCUCGCAGCAAGUCCAGUGUACCGAACUAUGGUAGCCAACGAGGUCGGACAGAAGAGGGAGGGCAAACGAUCCAAGAAAUAG
Microbotryum saponariae is the source of this 1695-nucleotide messenger RNA. Lineage: Eukaryota; Fungi; Basidiomycota; Microbotryomycetes; Microbotryales; Microbotryaceae. The record is from the annotation of a GenBank genome assembly.